This is a messenger RNA of Fusarium coffeatum, 2727 nucleotides long. RefSeq lists its product as uncharacterized. Gene Ontology annotation, biological process: mismatch repair; chiasma assembly. The transcript is spliced from 5 exons. Lineage: Eukaryota; Fungi; Ascomycota; Sordariomycetes; Hypocreales; Nectriaceae. Gene Ontology annotation, cellular component: nucleus. Gene Ontology annotation, molecular function: mismatched DNA binding; ATP binding; ATP-dependent DNA damage sensor activity. The coding region runs from base 1 to 2727 and encodes 908 amino acids. The record is from RefSeq and is a predicted model, not a curated record.
AUGCCUAGAACGUCAGGUUCGAGUGUAUCUAGCUCGAGUGGCCCAAGUCGAGGCCGCGGUCGAGGUCGGGGCCGGGGACGAGGCUCUACCUCCAGGAAGGGACGCACUUCGGCACCUGGAAGCAACUUCAAUCCAUCUUCGAGGCCUGGCUCCUUAGUACGCUCGAGUCCUACCACUCGCGAUUCGAUGGCCAAUGGCUUGGACAUAUCUGGAUCGCCCAUUUCUCGAGAAGAUAACCCACGAAAUAGCAGUGAGCCCGUGCAACAUGAAAUCGUUAUGGCUAUGGACAUGAAAGACAAUGCUACAAUCGGAUGCGCAUACUUUUCCACUACAAACGGAAUCCUUCAGGUGUCAGAGGACAUCUAUAAUUCAGGGGGCAUUAUAUUUCGAGGCUUACAGUCUUCUGAAUUCUCUAUCGAAACAGCACAGGAACGGCUCGCAGGUCUGAACUCUCAAGCCUUGUUACCUACCGGUAUCGUAUUCUCGACAGGUGUGGAUGAUGCAACCAACGAAGAAUCUAUACCAGGGCAUCCACAGCCUGAAUCACAGGCAUUUCGGUCACUUCGCUAUGGAGGUUGCAUCAACAUGAACAGUCCAGUCUCGGUAGGAUGCGUUGGUGCCUUGCUGGGUGACAUUCUUCGUCGGAGAUCUGCUGGGUUUCUUCCAGAUGGGCAAGUAGCCGGUGUUCUAUUUCGAGUCAUAGACAUUCGCAUGUUCUCUCUCUCGUCUUAUAUGUACGUUGGUAGUGAUACUCUCUUAUCACUACAAAUCCUCCAGACUGAACUGCACCCCAACACUCAAGCAUGGGGACCAGAUACAACUCAGGGUAGUCCGAAAGAGAGCCUCUCCGUUUAUGGUCUUUUUCACCACCUGGCUUGCACCCCUCAGGGUCGAGCAAGAUUACGUCAACUAUUUCUCCGGCCCUUGUUGGACAUCGACGUUAUCUCAGAAAGGCAACAAUCAAUUGCAGUAUUACUGCAGCCUGACAAUGCAGACAAACUGCCACAACUAGUUUCAACUCUCCGUAAACUUCGAAACUUACAUGCUACAUUCGCGCAGCUCAGAAAAGGCAUCGAAUUUCCCUCUUCUGGGCAGUCUUCCGACAAGGGCGUAUGGGGGACAAUCCACAAGUUCACGACACAAGCCCUGGCACUCAGAGAACUGAUAGGAUCCCUCAACGGUGGCUCCGAGGCGAUACUCUUCCAAAAAGUGAUAGAGAGUCUCCAGCCAGCCAGCAUGUUAGCUGUCGGAGACAUGGUUAACAAAACAAUUGACUUUGAGCAAUCUAAAGCACGUCACCGGUCAUCUGUAAAGACUGGAAUCGACCCUCAACUAGACGACCUCAAAAGACAGUACGAUGGCAUGGGAAGCUUAUUGACAGAAGUCGUCAACCACAUACAUCGCGAAUUGCCAGAGUGGGUGUGUAAGCACGUCAAGUCUUGCGUGUUCUUGCCUCAAAUCGGGUUUCUCAUAGCAGUGGAACCGAAUCCUGCCACUAGAAACGGUUAUUAUGAGGGAGAAGGUACUCCUGGUGAAAAAUGGGAGAAAAUGUUCACUGCAGACGACAUAGUAUGCUACAAGAACAGUUACAUGCGAGAGUUAGAUGAAGAGUACGGAGACAUGUACUGCCGCAUUGGAGAUCGAGAGGUAGAAAUCAUCCAUCGACUAGCUAGCAAAGUGUUGGAGUGUGAAGAAGUUCUGCUUUUAGCAUCGGACAUGUGCGGCGAGUUUGAUGCGAUACUUGCGCUGGCUCUUGGGGCUGAGAAGUACAACUGGCGUGCACCACAGGUCGUGCAAGCAAGCGUAAUUCAUAUCGAUGAGGGCCGUCAUCCUCUGCAGGAACUUGCUGUGCCAGCUUUUGUUCCCAACUCUUGUCACCUCUUCACAGGGUCUCAAGACACGGUCGAGGUGCAAGAUGACUCAUCUCAAGCAUUGAUACUCACGGGCCCGAACCACUCAGGCAAGAGUGUAUAUCUAAAGCAAACGGCUAUCGUUGUAUAUCUUGCUCAUAUUGGCAGCUUUGUACCAGCUAACCAAGCCGUUAUCGGGCUCACCGACAGUAUUCUCACAUGUAUCUCUCCUAGGGAGAGUAUGUCUGGGGGCGAGAGUGCGUUUGCCAGAGACAUGAAGCAAGCUGCUCUAUCGACAAGAGCCUCCACACCAAAAAGUCUCAUCCUGAUAGACGAAUUCGGCAAGGGAACGAAUGGUGACGACGGUGCUGGAUUACUGGCCGCAUUGCUGGACCACCACCUCUCACUUGGACCUGACUGUCCCCGCCUUCUUGCUGCCACACACUUUCACGAGAUCUUCGAGAAUAGGUAUUUGAACCACCAGAGCGGCCUCCGGAUCGCGCACAUGGAUGUAAGACUGGAUUGGGAGGCGGCACUAUUAGACGAUCAAGUCACUUAUCUUUUCAGUCUUGAGCAUGGCCACAGUACGUCGAGUUUUGGAGGCAGAUGUGCAGCUCUGAAUGGAGUGCCUAGUGCCGUUGUGGAGCGUGCUGAAAAUAUCUCCCAACUGCUUGCACAGAAUGAAGACUUGGGAGCAGUUUGUGCUGGUCUAUCCCCAGUAGAGAUGGAACGGUUGGAGGAAGCAGAGGUGACAGCACGACUGUUUCUGAACGAAUCUUUCGGUGACGAGGAUGAAGUGGAAUCGAACGAGGGCGAAAAUGGCACCAGGGAUUCCAUUGAGGAUAUAUUGGAAGCUAUAAUCUCACCAAACACUUGA